Messenger RNA from Caenorhabditis auriculariae, 2405 nucleotides. The record is from the annotation of a GenBank genome assembly. NCBI's taxonomy places the organism in Eukaryota, Metazoa, Nematoda, Chromadorea, Rhabditida, Rhabditidae.
AUGGAAACGACGUUUUUUAAAGGUUAUUUUUCUUUUGUUUAUUUUUCUUAUAAUUUGCUCGAAACGCUUGCCGAGCUUUAUGAAGGCACAUAAGUAAGGCUCAGGAUCAGAAAAGGUUCAAAAAAAGAUAACUUUUCUGAAGUGGUACCGAUUUUUGCACCUCUAGAACUCCCGAGCAAACUAUAAUCAUCAAAAUUUGGACGUUUUCGUUUGUGCGCCAAAAUAAGUUAGUAUUUAUUUGAAAGGUGAAGCGAAGGUGCGAAAUUUAGGUUUUUUUUGAAUGAGAGGUGCUACAGGUCCUUUCUUCGGCCACACAAUUUCAUGGCCAACGAACAUCCGAAGUUUCUCCGACGACGCCUUUCUUCUGGUCGACCCUCACCACGUCAUCAAUUUGUGCACUGUUCACAACUCGAUUGAGGCUCCUGACAAGACCGAGGGUGUGAUAACUUUUUCGUUCCCAACCUGAAGACUUGACCUUGUUAUGCUUUUUCUUAAGAAGAACGAAAUUCGGGCACAAAACUUCACUCGAGCUGUGCACAAGAAAAUGAGAAGAAAAGCGAAAAAAGGCCUUUCACAACGUCCAUUCGCCAGGAAGAGAAGCGAAAAAAUGUUGAGGUUCAUCAUAUACUUUUAAAAGCUAGGAAAAUGAUUUACAAUCACGAAAAAUAGUGUAAACUUGCACAGUCUCAAGGCACUUUAAUUAUGAUUUUUUUUCAGAGCCAAAAAGUUAAACCUUAUUGUGGACCCAGGAAAAGCAAAAAGAAAGGCUUCCGUGAGCAAAAGGUACUUUUUAUUCGGAACCCCAACAACCACUUAACACCACUUACAGUAUGUCUGUGACAUUUGCGAGGCGGCAUUCACCCUGAGACACAACGUUCAAGCUCAUCUCCUCACUUUCCACAUCAAGUCUCGGCACAGAAUGCCGACAGCUCAACCAGACGUGGAGGUCAGUUUUCUGAAUAAACCCUCCACAUCUUCAACAGUCUCGAAGUAAUAUUCUAUUUCGAGCUUUGCGGGAGAGAUUUCCAUAGUGCAACCUCACCCAGUCUUCAUUAAAAAGCUCUUAAUCAAGCACAUUCCUCUGACGUCUUCUCAUUAUCUUCGCGCUGGAAGACCAAUUCCAGGAAACUAAGGAAAUGUUCCAAUGAUUGCCGUGAGCUCUCCAUGGUAACAUUGUGGCAUUUCAAUCGGCCUGCAUCCCGCCAGCUGCCUCGGCCUUUUUUUUAUCACUCUUCUUUUGGACUCUCCUCCGUCGCUUCAAUCAUCGCGUUCUUUAUUUUUCUUUUUUCAUGUUCUUUUGAGGGUUUCUACUUUCAUUCAACUUCAAUCUAAAAGCCAGCUCUUUGCGACUCAAAAAAUUGGAAAUUUAAGGAAAUGGAAAUAAUAUAUAAAUCAUACUCCAUUAGAACUACUUUCUGAAAAGGCUUUCCAAAAUUCCGAUUUUGCUUUCUCAUUUAUGAAAUUUUCUUACUUUAUUUUUUAGCUGUUAUUUUGAUAAAUUUUUUUCUCCUAACUUUAUUCAAACGAAAUACGUCAAAGUUAUCACUCAGAAAGCUACCUGAAUAGAAAAAAUGAUUCUGUUUGGCGAAAAGUUUAACAACAUUUUCGAAAUGAAAAAACUUUGCGUCGUUUUUUCUAAUCAUCUUGAACCGAAAUCACGCAGAAAAUUUCUGCAUCUAGUUAAGAAAAAAAAAGAUAAAUGUUUUCCUUGUUUGAACUCCUUAUCGCUUCUAGUUUUUCGAAUUUUCUGAACAUUGUUUUUUUCCAAUGUGAAUGUCUUUUACUCCAAUUUUUCGAAAAACAACACCACUGAGCACAUUUCACGAGUAACUCGGCCACUUGCAGGAGUUUGCAUGAUAAAUAAUCCCUACUACUUUGCUCAUAUGCUUCAACAAAUCGCAGCAAAUGCGGCGCUUCCGUCGCGCAAUCUGGACGAUCAGAAGACGUCGCCGACUCCAAACAAAACGCCUCCGGCGGUGCUUCGUUCGUCGUGUCCAGUGCAUGACCGCAAACGACGCAACCUCGAGAGUCGCAUAAGUAUUCUGAAAAACCGCAAGUCGAUCUUCAACCUCACAAUCGUAUCGCCCGACGACGAAAUGGAAGUCAUAGAUGAAGGCGUUGCUUGGCGUCCAGAAGGAUAUGUUGAGCCGCCGUCCAAAGUUCCGGUUACUGUCGUUCCAUCUAGACCACAGAAGGUGGAUAUUAUGUCGAAAAAAAAACAGUCGCUAUACAUGUGGGACUGUAAGCCUUUCAAAAUAUUUUAGCUAAAUUCUCCACAAUAAGUGUUCUCAUUUCAGGACGCCGAGGUCAUCACAGCUCGUCGUCGAACACCCAAGAAAGCGACCGAGGAACGACCGGCGCCGCGAAAACCUCGAAACAGAAAAGCGACAACAUCGAAGAGCUAG